UUCAUAUUUCUUGCACGUAAAGAUACUCUAUUUUGUGAAUUUUCUUUUUUGAUUUUUAUUUUUAACAUCGAAAACCUAAAAGAGAGGUUUCCGCCGGUAAAGAAACUAUGCAGGGUUUGGCGGCGACCACCACCACCACCACCAACCUUGGCUCUCGUACUUUCUUCGCUCCCAGGAAGAAGCAGCAUAGUCCAAUCCUAAACAAGUAUGUGAAUCAAAGAGUGUCUUUCCCCAAGCUCGAUUCAUUCCCAAAACUAAGAUUGUCAGCAGACUCAGUUUCACAGAGAUGUCCCCGUGUGAUGAUUUCUCCUCUUUCAGCAACUGCACCAGCAUCAUCUAACCAUCUCUUUGCUCAUGGCUUACCACCAUUAACCACCGGUUUUACGAGACGUCAGAGACCAGUAGAGCCUGCGAGAGCGUUCAAAGACGACUUCUUCAAGAUCAAACUCCCCAAAAUCGCUGAGAGACCAGAGUGGUGGUGGAGGACACUUGCCUGCAUCCCUUACCUGAUAUCCCUCCAGAUAUCAGACGUCGGCUUCUACGUCCAGCCUUUCCUAGAAAAGUACGACGCCAUCGGAGACAUGAUCUACUUCAUCCCCGGAGCUAUCAACAGAUGGCCGAGCUGGUUCUUCAUGCUGUACUGCUACUUGGGCUACAUGUUCGUGGUCAAGAACAAGGACUUGCCUCACUACUUCAGGUUCCACAUGAUGAUGGGUAUGCUUCUCGAGACGGCGCUUCAGAUCAUUUGGUGCACCAGCAACUUCUUCCCGCUGAUUCAUUUCAAAGGACGGCUUGGGAUGUAUUACUGGAUGGUGAUCGGGUUUACGUACAUCUGUCUGCUUCUUGAGUGUAUUCGGUGCGCUCUCGCUGGGGUUUAUGCUCAGAUUCCUUUUGUGACCGAUGCUGCUUCGAUUCAUACUCUCUUCAACUUGGGAGGCUUUUCGAGACCGCUCAGGUGAAAAGGUGGUUCUCUAUGGUGUUUGCGUGCUUGAUAUAGGAACAAGUAAGAGAGAGAGGUUGUUGUGGUUGUGUCUUAUCGAGGUCUAAGAGUCUUCUGUGGAGUCUUUUAGCUUAGUGUCAGUGUCUCGUGUGUAAAACUGAAAGAACUCUCUGCGAGAGUAGCUUAAAUCAACUUUUUUAAUGUCAAAUAAAUCGGCGUAGUGGCUCAUGGUUU
Molecule: messenger RNA, 1174 nt
Organism: Brassica oleracea var. oleracea
Lineage: Eukaryota; Viridiplantae; Streptophyta; Magnoliopsida; Brassicales; Brassicaceae
Product: protein TIC 20-IV, chloroplastic-like
Exons: 3
Coding region: 108-959 (283 amino acids)
Source: RefSeq, a predicted model, not a curated record